AUGCGGAUGUGGGCCGGCUCGGAAGCGGAAUUGUUGCCGGCGUUGCCAGGCCAGCCAGCGCAACAAUGCGCGUGGCGUGCCUGUCGGAUCGAGGCUGGCACAAUGGAGUGGCACCAUGCGAAAAGUGCAGCGGAGUGUUUGGGUGGAGCUGCGAGAAUGUUGGGUGUGGAACACCCACACCCAAGGAGUGUGUGUCGUUGCGAACGAAGCGGGUUUGCACGGAGGGCACGUGACCCGGGACAGGCAACACCCAUACCCCGCGUGUGUGUCUGUAUCUCUGUACGGUCUCCGGCUUCCAAUGCCAUCAACGCUCACUUCAAAUCUCUCCGUUGCCACCAUGAGCCACUCCCCGCCUGGAUAACCAAGCGGUUGAUUGAGUUUCGACCACCGUCCACGACUCCCACCGCAAUGUCCGGCAUGCCCAACAUGGUCAAAAGACUCGCCUCGCAGCGAUCGCCGCUCCGGCUGUCACCGCUUGCAAGCGUGAGUCCGCGUGCCCCGAGCGCCUGGAAGCGCGUUCUGCCGGGCCCUGCUGGCCCCACCACGCGAUCCCUCCAUACCAGCCCACCGCUGCUUCUGCGACGCACGCAUAGACUGUUCAACGAACAGUCUACCAACAACGACAAGAAGGACAACGACAAGAAGGACAACGACAAGAAUAACCGCAAAAAGGAAGAUUUCAAAACCCUGGGCGAAUAUUUCAAGUCUCCCGAGUUCGCAAAGACCGUUUACUUGACCGUCGGAUUCACCUUUCUGUUCCAUGUGCUCACGUCGGGAUCCGGGUCCGGGUCGGACAACGACAACAACAAUGUGCUUACAUUCCAGGAGUUCAAGACCAAGUACCUUGAAAAGGGACUUGUCAAGCGAAUCUUCGUGGUGAACAAGUACCUUGUAGAGGCGGAGUUGAUGCCUCAAGCCGCGCAAUCCAUCGGCCAAAACGAAGGUUUGUUCCCGUUCCAGCAAUCUGCGCCCAUUGUCGCCUUCACGAUCGGGUCCAUCGACGUGUUCGAAGACCAGAUGGACCAAUUACAAGACGAUUUGAAAAUCCCCUCCAACGAACGUAUCCCCAUCACUUACGUCGAAAAAGCGUCACUAUUACAAUAUUUGGUUCCCUUCCUGCCCACGGUCAUCCUGCUUGGAGGUCUCUACUACAUCACGAGACGUGCGUCCUCGAUGGGCGGUGGCGGAGGUCCCAUGGGAGGAAUGUUUGGUGUGGGAAAGUCACGUGCCAAGCUUUUCAACAAAGAGACCGACGUCAAAGUCAAAUUCAAGGACGUUGCCGGUUGUAACGAGGCCAAAUCUGAGAUUAUGGAGUUUGUGCAUUUUUUGCAAAAACCGGACAAAUACAGAGCACUUGGUGCCAAGAUUCCACGUGGCGCCAUUUUGUCUGGACCACCCGGUACUGGUAAGACUCUUCUGGCCAAAGCCACGGCAGGUGAAGCCGGGGUGCCGUUUUUGUCUGUAUCCGGCUCGGAAUUUGUUGAAAUGUUUGUUGGUGUCGGUGCAUCCCGCGUGCGCGACCUAUUCGAAACCGCUAGAAAAAUGGCACCUGCCAUUAUCUUUGUUGAUGAAAUAGAUGCCAUUGGUAAAGAAAGAGGUAAAGGCGGUGCCAUGGGCGGUGCCAAUGACGAAAGAGAGGCUACUUUGAAUCAACUGCUGGUCGAAAUGGACGGGUUUAGCACUACGGAUCAGGUUGUGGUUCUUGCGGGCACCAAUAGACCCGACGUAUUGGACCCGGCUCUGAUGAGACCCGGAAGAUUCGACAGGCAUAUCCAAAUUGACGCUCCAGACGUCGAGGGAAGAAAAUCCAUUUAUCAAGUUCAUUUGAAAAAACUGAACUUGGAUCCCUCAUUUGCAUCCAAGCACGAAAAGGAAAUGUUGGCUGGUAAAUUGGCCGCUUUGACACCCGGGUUUGCAGGUGCAGACAUCGCCAAUGCUUGUAACGAAGCCGCUUUGAUUGCGGCUAGACACAAGGAUCCCUAUGUCAGAUUACAUCACUUUGAGCAAGCCAUCGAAAGAGUCAUUGCUGGUCUUGAGAAAAAAUCGCGCGUCCUUUCAAAGGAGGAAAAACGAACCGUUGCAUAUCACGAAGCUGGUCAUGCCGUUUGCGGAUGGUAUUUGCAGUAUGCGGAUCCGCUUCUCAAAGUGAGUAUCAUACCUCGUGGGCAAGGCGCUUUAGGGUACGCGCAAUAUCUACCGCCAGAUCAAUACUUGAUCAGUGAAGAGCAAUUCAAGCAUCGUAUGAUUAUGGCUCUAGGAGGUCGUGUAUCUGAGGAAAUUCAUUUCCCGUCCGUGACAAGCGGCGCCCAUGACGAUUUUAAGAAAGUCACCAAUAUGGCGCAAGCAAUGGUCACGAAAUUAGGAAUGUCCCGAGUUAUUGGUUACGUUGCUUACGACCAAGGCGAAGGUGGGUUCCAAGUGAAUAAACCGUUCAGUGAUUCUACCGCAAGGAAGAUAGACUUAGAGGUGAGACGCAUUGUUGAUGACAGUUACGCGCAAUGUAAAAAGCUUCUCACCGAUAAUCUUGAAAAGGUCGAUAAGGUCGCACAAGAGCUUCUCGUGAAAGAAGUGAUAACACGGGAAGAUAUGAUAAGACUAUUGGGACCGAGACCAUUCCCCGAAAGGAAUGAAGCUUUCGAGAAGUACCUUGAUCCCAAAAAGGAUGAUGGUACUCCCGUUCAAGCAUAA
Lachancea mirantina is the source of this 2688-nucleotide messenger RNA. Lineage: Eukaryota; Fungi; Ascomycota; Saccharomycetes; Saccharomycetales; Saccharomycetaceae. The record is from the annotation of a GenBank genome assembly.